AUGGCAAGCAGUAAUGACCAACUUGAGACUGGUGAGGCGUCGGGCGGUACCAAUCGUUCAGGUCCUAGAGGUGCGAGGUGGACCGAGGAAGAAGAGAUGUGGCUGAUUGUCAAUACCAUUGAGCAAAAUAGCAACGAAUGGCUGGCCCAAAACAUACCGGGGAGCAAUGGGCGUACUGCGAACUCCAUCGCAAGCCAUCUGGCCGAGCUUCGCAUAAGGAACAAGCUUCCUCGAGCGUGGAGAUCGGGGAUUAUAGAUGGGACACCAGACUGGACACUCGCAGAGGACCUGGAAAUCAUAGAGUGGAUCCUCCAUGACGAACGAAGAAUUGACGCGCAGGUGUUCGUUGCGACUAAUCGUUCUGGAGAGGCAAUUCAACGCCGGGGAAGAUUCCUCAUGGCGGACGAUGAGUUCGCGGCUAUUGUCUAUGACACAGAAGAUCGUCUUCGGUUGGUGCAGCUCCGGUAUGACAUGACUCCCGAAGGGCCGGAAAAGGAGGCAGCCUACGCAGCUCUCGUACAAGCUGAAAAUGACGCUGAACGGAUUAUCCGUGACGCAUUGCGGGAGACGCGUGGUUGCGUAUAUCAGUCAUCCAUUUGGUAG
Messenger RNA from Blastomyces dermatitidis ER-3, 603 nucleotides. RefSeq lists its product as uncharacterized. The transcript is spliced from 3 exons. The record is from RefSeq and is a predicted model, not a curated record. Bases 1 to 603 code for a protein of 200 amino acids. NCBI's taxonomy places the organism in Eukaryota, Fungi, Ascomycota, Eurotiomycetes, Onygenales, Ajellomycetaceae.